UAGCACAGAAGGCCAGCGAAAGGGGACAGAAAAACAUAAAUAUGAUGCCUUAAUAAGAAAAAAAUAAUAGGAAUCAAUGGUAAUCAAUGUGAAUGGAAACCAUGAUGUUUCUAUGAUCUUGUUUGAUAUUGGUGACAGGUGUGAGAAGUGGAGCCAUGAUGUUAACUUGGAAAUAUCUUAACAAGAUUUGGUGGAUGCCUACAUCAACUGCCAUAAGAUGGAAACACUCCCUCAGAAAUGUUAAUAGGCAUAUUUUUAGCAAAGGCUGCAGAGGAAAUGAUAGAAGUUGUUCUUUAAAAUGUUUCAAAAACAGCUCAAGAAACAUUUUUAUAUCAUGUUCAUCUUUACUACAAGCAGAAUCUGUGGAAAAGGGAUUAAUUAUAGAACCUGAUGAAUAUGUUCAAAACAUUUUCAAAGGACUGAAAAGUCAGAAUAGGGGGAGUUUAGCAAGAGCAAUAACUCUUAUAGAGACUAGCAACCCAAAGAAGAAAGUUCAAGCCAAAGCAUUACUGAACCUAAUUCUACAUGAUCAAAAGAUGGUUGGAGUUCAUUCUAUGAAAGGUCCACCAACUUUUAGAAUAGGACUCUCUGGACCACCUGGGGCUGGGAAGAGCACAUUUAUUGAAACAUUUGGAAAGUUCCUUACAGAAAGGGAUCACAGAGUUGCUGUCUUAGCAGUUGAUCCCUCCUCAUCACGCAGUGGGGGUUCUCUGCUUGGUGACAAAACAAGGAUGCCUGAACUGUCAAAAGACAUGAACGCUUACAUCCGAGCCUCGCCAUCCCGGGGAAUUCUGGGAGGUGUUACCAGGACAACCAACGAAGCUAUACUGGUGUGUGAGGCAGCAGGAUAUGACAUCAUACUGAUAGAAACAAUAGGUGUUGGGCAGGCAGAGUUUGUGGUAGCAGACAUGGUGGAUAUGUUCUGUUUGAUAAUACCCCCUGCUGGUGGGGAUGAACUGCAAGGUAUAAAGAAGGGCAUAGUAGAGGUAGCGGACCUUGUGGUAGUCAAUAAAUGUGAUGGCGACCUGGUCAAUUCUGCCCGCAUCAUACAGAGUGAAUACAUGAGUGCCCUCAAGUUCAUCAGGAAGGUUAAUAUAAACUGGAGUCCAGAGGUUUUAAGGAUAUCAUCAUUAACUAAAGAAGGAAUUCCAUCUCUGUGGGAGAAAAUGUGUGAAUUCAGACGAGUGAUGUCAAGUACAGGUGACUUAGACAUAAAGCGGGCAGACCAGAAGAAGAUUUGGAUGUGGAAUUACAUCAAGGACAAUAUCAUGGAUUUGUUCCAUUCCCACCCUGUGGUCAAGGAGAAGAUAGGUGUAAUGGAGGAUAGGGUGUCACACGGUGUACUCACACCUGGGGACGCAGCCGACUUGUUAAUGAAGGACUUUAUAAAAGAGUAUGUUGUGGAUGAUAAAACGUGAUAAUUUAUAAAUUUUCCCCUGGUUUUUGCUACGAUAUUUACUUGAUGAUUCCUGGUAAAACGUGUGUGUAUAAUUGAAGUGUGAAUCAAGCUUACAUAUACCAAAUACAUGUUUAUUGAUUUUUGCUUUCAAUGAAAGAAGAUAAUAUGUAUUUGGGUCUAUUUUCCCUUUGUCUCGCUCCUUUCUGUGUGUCAUAUCUCAGAAAGUCCUUGAGCUUUUGCAGUGAAAUAUAUCCUGAAUCUUCCUUUGACUUAGAGAACACCCCAAUUGAAUUCAAAGUUGAAUGAUAAGAAACAAUUACAUGUAUUAUGUAUUUUAAAAGUCCUAAUCAUUUAUUAUAAAAAGUAUUUUACCCUCAAAAUCUCAAAUCCUUUGAUUUUCGUCGUUCCCAUUGAGUCUGAUGUAAUGAGAAUUUGCUAUUUAACGUUAUUUUAUACAGUACUUAUUUGUGUUUAUGUUGUUUCUGAAGUGUUUUAUGAGAUAUAGUAAGUUAAAUAAAGCAAUAUUAUUUUACGCUUAAUAAAAAAAGUUCAUACA
Molecule: messenger RNA, 1955 nt
Organism: Saccostrea cuccullata (small rock oyster)
Lineage: Eukaryota; Metazoa; Mollusca; Bivalvia; Ostreida; Ostreidae
Product: methylmalonic aciduria type A homolog, mitochondrial-like
Exons: 8
Coding region: 156-1418 (420 amino acids)
Cellular component (GO): cytoplasm
Molecular function (GO): GTPase activity; GTP binding
Source: RefSeq, a predicted model, not a curated record